AAGCUGGCUUUUAAGCCCGGAGCUGAGGCGCAGGACUCCGAGUGGACUCCAUCUCUCUCUCUCUCUCUCUCUCUCUCUCUCUCGCGUGAGCAGAGUUCAGUUGGGAUCCAAAGCCGUCAAGAUGAACUUGCGGAUUCCUCCCUGGUGUUCUGGAUUAUUCCUAGUCCUGAGCUUCUCGGCGGGCUUCCAGCCGGACGCUCGAGGGUCCCAGGACGUCCAGGACCUGACCGAGCUGAUCGGCGUCCCCCUCCCGCCGUCCGUCUCCUUCGUGACGGGCUUCCAGGGGUACCCGGCCUACAGCUUCGAAGCGGACGCCAACGUGGGCCGCCUCACCAAGGCCCACGUGCCGGACCCCUUCUACUACGACUUCGCCGUCACCGUCACGGCCAAGCCCACCACGCGGCGGGGCGGCGUCCUGUUCGCCAUCACCGACGCCUACCAAAAAGUGGUCCAACUGGGCGUGGCCCUGUCCGAGGUGGAGGACGGUUCCCAGAGGGUGGUCUUCUACUACGCUGACCCCGUCACGGGAGGCAAGACCCAGGAGGCGGCGUCCUUCAAGAUGGCCGACCUGACGGGACGCUGGGCCAGGUUCACCUUGACGGUGCAGGGCGCCGAGGUGCGCCUCUUCAUGGACUGCGAGGAGUACCACCGCGUGGCCUUCGCCAGGAGCCCCCGGCCGCUCACCUUCGACGCCAACUCGGGGAUCUUUGUGGGCAACGCGGGGGGCGCGGGCCUGCCCCACUUUGUGGGUUCCAUCCAGCAGCUGGUGCUAAAGUCCAAUCCCACGGCCCCCGACGACCAGUGCGAGGAGGACCAGCCUUAUGUGUCCGGAAGCGGCGACGACACGUACGAGGACAUGGAGGGACGAGAUGAAGUCAAGAAAGUCGUGGAGGAGCGGGAAUAUAAAGAGCCAGCAUCCAGCGCCCCGGUUCAGGCCCCCCCCACCGAGACGCCAAACACUUUCGACGACGACGAAGCCGGAGACGACGUGGAAGAGGCUUCCGGGCGGGAAAUUGAGGAGCGCCCGGCCCCUUCAGCGACAGCGGGCCCCGAGUCCGACUCUCCGUCGACGAGCCGGAAAGGUGAGAGGGGCGAGCCGGGGGCGCAGGGCCCCCCGGGACCGGGCUCGGAAUCGGCGGGCGAGCCCGGCCCACGGGGUCCGCCGGGACCUCCCGGACCUCAAGGCCCUCCCGGAACGGCAGGGAAAGACGGACAGCGGGGAACGAAAGGAGAAAAUGGCGCUCCGGGGGCCGGUGGCAUUCCAGGAUUUCCAGGCCUUCCAGGGGAUCCCGGCCCCAAAGGAGAGAAGGGCGACGCCGGCGUCGGACGGCCCGGCCUCCCGGGACCUCCCGGACCCCCGGGCCGCUUCUCCUCCAAGUUCCAGGAGGGUUCGGGCUCGGGCUCGGGCUCGGCUUCGGGCUCGGACGACUUGGACGACGACCUGGAGAUCCUUCGAGGACCCCCCGGUCCUCCGGGACCCCGCGGCCCCCCCGGUUCCCCGUCUGAGGAAGUCCUACCUGGACCGCCCGGCGUCCCCGGGAGAGACGGACUAAAGGGAGAAGCUGGACUUCCUGGAAUCGAUGGAAGCAAAGGAGAAGAAGGACCCGCUGGACAAAAAGGAGACAUGGGAGAACCUGGUGUGAUGGGCCAACCAGGACUUAAGGGGGACCAGGGCCCUCGGGGCUUGCCAGGACUUCCCGGGCCCGAGGGCCCAGAGGGCAGAGUCGGGCCCCAGGGGCCAGCCGGACCCCCCGGACCGCCCGGCCCCCCCGCCAAAGGCUUCCCGAUGGACCUUGAGGACCUGGAAGAAUCGGGACUGCUCACCGGGCCGGCGGCGGAACGGUUACGGGGUCUCCCAGGAGUUCCCGGAGUUCCAGGACCAAAGGGCGAGGAAGGCCUCCAAGGUCCUGCCGGAGAGCCCGGUCUCAAGGGAGAGUCCGGCGCUGCGGGUCCACCCGGUUUACCGGGACCAGAAGGAAGAAACGGUUCACAGGGUCCAAAGGGGGAUGCUGGCGCUCUGGGACAGAAGGGCGAGCCGGGACGUGACGGGCUCGGUCUCGCCGGACCUCCGGGACCUCCCGGACCUCCGGGACCCGCCGCCGACCUCCGGGAACUCCUCCUCAACGACACGGACGCCGUCUUCAACGUUUCGGGCAUUUUCGAGGCUCAGGGAUUGCCUGGACCGCGAGGACCCAAGGGGGACGCCGGAGUGCCAGGUCUCGUAGGAGCUCCAGGACUGAAGGGAGACAAAGGCGAGCCGGCCGUCUUCUUGUCCGGGAACGGAUCCGCCUACGACCUGGCGGCUCUUCAGGGCGCCAAAGGACUCAAGGGUGACGUUGGUGCAAGUGGACUUCCCGGACCCCUCGGACCGAUGGGAAUGCCGGGACCAAAAGGCAGUUUGGGCUUUCCCGGGAGACCCGGUCGUGCCGGCGUCCCGGGACCCAAAGGAGACAAAGGAGACUCUGCCGGCAAACCCGGCCUCCCCGGACCCCCCGGCCGCCCCGGACGCCCCGGAAUGUUCCGAUGCCCCAACGGGACGGUGUACCCCGUGCCCCCCAGACCCUUCUGCAAAGUACCGCUUAAUCCCACCGGAAGCGCCGCGACGGGUGAGAACGGGAUGAAAGGACAAAAGGGAGAACGAGGCCUUCCCGGCAUUCCGGCGCCACCUAACACGUUCAAGGGACGCUUGGGAGUGAAGGGCGAGCCGGGCGACGAGGGAGAAAAAGGAGAGAAGGGCGAUACGGGGUCGCCCGGGCAACCGGGCGCUCCCGGGAAACCGGGCCCAGUGGGACCCAAAGGCGAGUCCGUGCCGGGACCCCAGGGCCCCCGCGGAGAACCGGGCCACCCGGGCGCCCCGGGCUUCGGCAGACCCGGUCCGGCCGGACCCCCCGGACCCCCGGGGGAAACCGGAGGCCUGUCGUUCGGCUUUGGUAAAAAAGAUGUGAAAAUCCCCGGACCGGCCGGACCCCCCGGGCCACCCGGCCCCCCCGGACCCGCCGGCCCACGCGGACCCUUGGGAGGCUCGGCCGCUGUGAGCACAUUUUCCACGGUGGACUCCAUGAUGCGGAGGAGCGUCCAGGAGGCCGAGGGGAUGCUGGCCUACGUCCUGGCGACGGGGAGUCUCUACCUCAAGGUGGCCAGAGGCUGGAAGGAGAUCCAGCUCGGCAGCCUGCUCCAGCUCGCCACGAACGUCAUCCCGCAAGACGAGCCCGGCGCUGCCCAGCAAACGACCGGCGGCACCGUCCAGCGAGUGCGCUCCACCAAAGAUCGGCUCAACCUGGUGGCGCUGAACCAGCCGCACACGGGCGACAUGGCGGGCCUGGACACGGCGGACCGGCUGUGCUACGAGCAGGCCAAAGCCAUGGGCCUGCCCCCCAACUACCGCGCCUUCGUCUCCUCCAACAAGCAGGACCUGGUCCACGUGGUCUACCCCGGCUUCCGAGACACCCUCCCCAUCACCAACCUGAGGGGCGACGUGCUCUUCCCCAACUGGAGGUCCGUCUUCAACGGCCAAGGGGGGGCCCUCGACAGCAGGAUACCCAUUUACUCAUUCGACGGACGCGACGUUCUGGCCGAUCCGUUCUGGCCCGAGAAGCGCAUCUGGCACGGCUCCAGCAGCCGCGGGCUGCGCGUGGCCGACAAGCACUGCGAGACGUGGCGGGCCGCCCACGUGUCGGUGGCGGGCCAGUCCUCCGGCCUGACCUCGGGUCCGCUGCUGGGCCAGGAGACGCGGAGCUGCUCCAACGAGUACGCCGUCCUCUGCGUGGAGACCCACAAGAACCCCUGAGACCGCUGCCCGGAUCCCCCGACCCCCGCCCUGCAGAGUCCGAGGCGCGGCGGCGGCGGAAAACGUCCCUGUCCGUCGGCGCCGCCGUAACGCGUCGUCCUUUUGGCACAUAAAAUUAAGCUCGGGGGUUGGGGGCAGCUUUUUCUGUUUUCUUCAGUUCUGGUAGGGAAUGUGCUGGAUGUUAGUUGGCUGCACCUUUUGCCCCCACCCUCUGCCCCACCCCACAAGAGAGCAAAUUUGACGGAAGCAUCCCCCAAAUUGUCAAGGACGACUUUUGAGCGCCGUUUUGUUUACAGGUCGUCGCGGAGAUGUUUCAGGCAGCGUUGAAUACUUUUCCACUACUUUCCAUCACGACGACCAAAUUUGAUGCACUGUACUUCCUUUAUUUGCUAGAUCUUCAUUAUUAUUAUUAAUAUUUUUCGUUUGGCCGCUUUUAUCUCCAAAGGCUAUUUAAUUUAAAUCUGUUAUUUAUGAUGUCACAGCACAUAAACGUGAAAUCAGAAGACGAUAUCGCAGAAUGUAAUUUAUCAUUUGUUUGCGUUUUGAUUUCUUCCCCCCCCCCCGAAUUUGACAGUAAAACGGAGAAGAUUUGAGAUGCUUACUGGGAGGCGGAAGGCUUCGAUUCGUCUUGCGAGAUAUUUUCAUGCUGGAAAAAAAAAAAAAAAAAAAAUGUUGUUCGGUGCUUUGUCAAAACAAAUAAAGUUUUCUUCUG
Messenger RNA from Syngnathoides biaculeatus (alligator pipefish), 4499 nucleotides. RefSeq names its product collagen alpha-1(XVIII) chain-like. The record is from RefSeq and is a predicted model, not a curated record. NCBI's taxonomy places the organism in Eukaryota, Metazoa, Chordata, Actinopteri, Syngnathiformes, Syngnathidae. The transcript has 44 exons. Bases 122 to 3787 code for a protein of 1221 amino acids.